AUUUUCAAAUAUUCGUAAUUGGAUAUAUAUAUUCAAUAUAUUUAUAUCUCUGAAACAUACUUAUAUUUGAAUAAGCAUAAAAUAUGUUUUCCAAUAUGAUGAAUUUAUGGUUAGACGCUCGGAAAAACCAAGAGGAGAGAUGGAUUUAUGACCAUGCUUACGACUAAAACAGAUCCCAUGAUAAUAAGUAUGGGGCCACACCAUCCAUCAAUGCACGGAGUUUUGAGACUCAUUGUGACUCUGGAUGGUGAAAAUGUAGUAGAUUGUGAACCCAUUUUAGGAUAUUUACAUCGAGGAAUGGAAAAAAUUGCAGAAAAUAGAACUACAUUGCAAUAUCUUCCAUAUGUUACUCGAUGGGAUUAUCUGGCUACUAUGUUUACAGAAGCAGUAACGGUAAAUGCACCAGAAAGAUUAGCUAAUAUUCAAGUACCAAAAAGAGCUAGUUAUAUACGAGUUAUAAUGUUAGAAUUAAGCAGAAUAGCUUCGCAUUUAUUAUGGCUAGGUCCUUUUAUGGCUGAUAUUGGAGCACAAACUCCCUUUUUUUAUAUUUUCAGAGAAAGGGAAAUGAUUUAUGAUCUUUUUGAAGCAGCCACUGGUAUGAGAAUGAUGCACAAUUAUUUUCGUAUCGGUGGAGUCGCAGUCGAUUUACCUUAUGGAUGGGUAGAUAAAUGUUUAGAUUUCUGUGAUUAUUUCUUACCUAAGAUCAAUGAAUAUGAAAGAUUAAUUACUAGAAAUCCUAUUUUUCUUAAAAGAGUUCAAGGUGUAGGGAUUAUUGGUAGAGAAGAAGCUAUUAAUUGGGGACUGUCUGGUGCUAUGUUACGUGCUUCAGGAGUUCAAUGGGAUCUUCGAAAAGUAGAUCACUAUGAGUGUUAUGAUGAAUUUGAUUGGCAGGUUGAAUGGCAAACUGAAGGAGAUUGCUUAGCACGCUAUUUAGUACGUAUUGGUGAAAUGAGAGAAUCCACUAAAAUUAUUCAACAAGCACUAAAAACUAUUCCUGGAGGACCUUAUGAAAAUUUGGAAGCUCGUAGAAUAGGUUUAUUAAGUAAAGAAAGUUCUCCGUGGAAUGAUUUUGAAUAUCAAUUUAUUAGUAAAAAACCAUCUCCAACUUUUAAAUUACCUAAACAAGAGCAUUAUGUCAGAGUUGAAGCUCCUAAAGGUGAACUUGGUGUUUAUUUAAUUGGAGAUGACAGCUUAUUCCCAUGGCGAUGGAAAAUUAGACCACCAGGAUUUAUUAAUUUACAAAUUCUUCCUCAAUUAGUAAAAGGAAUGAAACUUGCGGAUAUUAUGACUAUACUUGGUAGUAUUGAUAUUAUUAUGGGGGAGGUUGAUCGUUAAAUGGCAUCUACUAGAGCCCUGGAUGAGAGAGUUAUUGAUCUAUUGUGUCAAAUUGGUAUACCUAAAGAAUUUUCUGAAUUUCUAUGGAUUUGUAUUCCUAUCCUGUCGGUCAUUAUUGGUGCAACUUUAGGUGUAUUGGUUAUUGUAUGGUUAGAAAGAAAAAUAUCUGCAGCUGCACAACAACGUAUUGGUCCUGAAUAUGCAGGUCCACUGGGUGUAAUACAAGCAUUAGCUGAUGGUUUAAAAUUAGUAUUUAAAGAAGAUAUUAUUCCUGCUAAAGCUGAUCCACUACUUUUUACACUUGGUCCUGCUAUUGUGCUAAUUCCUGUAGUUUUAAGUUAUUUAGUUGUUCCAUUCGGACCUAAUUUAAUAGUAGCUGAUAUAGGCCUAGGAAUCUUUUUUUGGAUUGUUGUUUCUAGUGUAGCACCUUUAGGAUUAUUAAUUGCAGGUUAUGGAUCUAAUAAUAAAUAUUCUUUUUU
Closterium sp. NIES-67 is the source of this 1814-nucleotide messenger RNA. NCBI's taxonomy places the organism in Eukaryota, Viridiplantae, Streptophyta, Zygnematophyceae, Desmidiales, Closteriaceae. The record is from the annotation of a GenBank genome assembly.